This is a messenger RNA of Aureobasidium melanogenum CBS 110374, 2136 nucleotides long. Its product is annotated as lipase. The transcript has 3 exons. The record is from RefSeq and is a predicted model, not a curated record. Gene Ontology annotation, cellular component: cytosol. Gene Ontology annotation, biological process: triglyceride catabolic process. Lineage: Eukaryota; Fungi; Ascomycota; Dothideomycetes; Dothideales; Saccotheciaceae. Gene Ontology annotation, molecular function: sterol ester esterase activity; triacylglycerol lipase activity. Bases 1 to 2136 code for a protein of 711 amino acids.
AUGAUAGAUCAUGUCUUGGGCAGGCCAUCGGUCAGAUUCCGCAAGUACCAAGUCUUUGCUGUCGUUUCCUUCUGGUCCUAUUAUCUCUACAAGGGCAACCCACAUGGUCCCCCAUACCUUCGUCGCAUCUCGAGACUCCUGUCCACACGUUUGACAGCCUGGCAUACUGUUGUCUUGACUCUGAUAUAUCUAUACAUCACGCGAAACUUCAGCAAGCUCGUAGGCCUCGAGUGCCCAGAACCGCUUGCAAACCUCUACACAAGAUCAUACUUCCGAGCGACAUGGAUCACAACAGCAUUGGACGCAGGCUUCUGGACGGCCAUGAAUCUACGGCCUGUAUGGUUGAAAGACCUGGCCAGUCUCGUCUUCUCGGUCUACUAUCUCAUCUGUGCCGAGCAAGCAGAUGAAAAGGUGCGAAGAGUAAGAGCUGGCUUGACAUUGGAACAUCUGAGAGUCAGCUGGAACAAGCCAAACACACCAUAUAUCAACUUCUUCGGCAAGUUGAUGCGUCCUAAACUGAUGCGCUAUCCACCACGCGCUAUCCGCAUACCCAGACCCAGACAAAGCAGUUAUGCCGAGCCCGUCCAAGCAUGGCUCUACUUUGACGGUCCUAUCAGUGAUCUCAAGAAUCACGACAAGAUUGUGCUCGAUAUCCCAGGCGGCGGGUUUGUUGCAAUGGAUCCCAGAGCACACGACGACAAAUUGCUUGCUUGGGGUGCAAGAACAGGCUUGCCUGUGCUAGCACUGGAUUACAAGAAAGCUCCCGAAUAUCCUUAUCCUUAUGCUCUGAAUGAGUGUUACGACACCUAUCAUACCCUGGUUGCGACCAAAGGACAAUGUAUAGGUCUUUCAGGAGAGACCAUGCCCAAGAUUGUCGUCAGUGGAGACAGCGCAGGCGGCAAUCUUGCCGUAGGUCUAAUUCUCAUGAUUCUGCAGUCUGGCAGCACUGCAACCCGCAGAUGGCAAGGCGAAACAUCUCUUCCUGUACCUGAGGGCGCUGUCCUCAUCUAUCCAGCUCUGGACAUGAAUAUUGGCAACUGGAUGACAGAUGAACAAAUGUCUUUGAUCAAAGACCGCAAAAUGCGAAAGACCAACAGAGGUGUUCUUAGCAGAAAGAGUGAUGACUACAGAAAGCUAACACCAAAUACUCCACACGGGUCUGAGGAUGAAGACGAAGAUGUCAGUCCGCCAAAGACGAAGCGCACGAAUACUGCGGUUCAGCAGUUGACUGACAAGCCUAUCGUCGCUUCUCCCACAGAGGCUCACACCAGUGCCGCUCACACCGUUGAUGCUGCUUCCACUGCACCUGCUCCUCAGAUGCUACGCACUCGGCUUGCCAUGUCUUCUAUGAUAUCUUACUUCAACGACCGCGUCUUAACGCCCGAAAUGAUGCGAGCUAUGAUCAUCUUGUAUAUUGGUCCGCACUCACGGCCAGACUUCUCAACCGACUAUCUUCUCUCACCACUACUCGCACCCGAACCGCUUCUCACCCGUUUCCCAAAGACGUAUAUGAUGACUGGCGAGCGUGACCCUCUCGUCGACGAUACCGUCAUUUUCGCAGGCCGCUUAAGACAAGCCAAAUUAGCCCACUGGAACAGCCGCAAAGAGCUAGGUCUCGUACGCGAACGAGAUGUGUUCGUCGAUACAGAUCAUGUCAAUGUAGUCUUGAUCCCUGGCAUUUCUCACGGCUUCCUGCAAUUCGCGGGUAUAUUCCCAGCAGGCUGGAAAUAUAUUUCGCGAUGCUCACGUUGGAUGGCUGAUCUUUUCCGUGAAGCUGAUAUGCGUGCUGAGUUGGACGGGGAAGAGACUGACUACUUUGGCAACGAAGCUGGAUCGGGCUUGAAGAAGAGCAAUGGCGUCAGACACCAUCGCCGCGUGCCUACUGAAUCUUCUGGCGAUGAGGAUAGACCACUUGAGAUGAGUACAUUGAACGGUGGUGUUCGCACAAGUCCUAAGAAAAAGGGAAGUCCCAGAGGUGGUGGUAGAGCUGUCAGAGGAGCCAGAAACGAGCGGCCGCGGAAUGAAAGGAUGAAGAGUCUGGUCAGCUUGGCCAGUGAGGAUGAUCUUCUUGGAAGGAGAAUGAAGGGCUUGACAGGUAAUCUGAUGGGUGAUGGAGGUGUACCUCAGACUCCGUAG